Messenger RNA from Cryptomeria japonica (Japanese cedar), 936 nucleotides. RefSeq lists its product as uncharacterized. The record is from RefSeq and is a predicted model, not a curated record. Bases 1 to 936 code for a protein of 311 amino acids. NCBI's taxonomy places the organism in Eukaryota, Viridiplantae, Streptophyta, Pinopsida, Cupressales, Cupressaceae. The transcript is spliced from 3 exons.
AUGGCAAGCUCUCAUGGCGUACUAGCUCUCAUUAGUAUUUACGUUGUUUUGUGUAGUUCUGGAUUGGGGGAUAGCGCGAAUGGGUUGCCGAGAGCUGAGGAAGUCAGCUUGCAGGGGAGAUAUCCCAUUCUCGAUGAGAAUAUGGUCACACAAACUGGCUCAUUGAGCAUGGCAAACUAUGAAGAAAUCGAGUACAAGAGAGAAAGCGUGGAAAAGGAGCAGAUGAAGGAAAAGGAGAUUAGAAUAGAGGAGGAGAAGCUGCGAAAAUUCGAUCAACCUUUGCCAAAUAGGAACGAGAACUGUGAGACAUGGCCAAAUGAGCAGAUGGUCACAGAAGUUAGCCCAUUUUCCGUUUCUGUGGAGGAAGCCAGCAUCGGGAAAACAUACAUGAGAAAAUUCAAGCACAGUGAUGAAGAGGAUGAUGAUGAAGACAACGAAAAGGAGAAGCAGAAAAAGAAGAAGAAAAAGGAGGAGAAGAAAAAAAGAAAGGGUAAAGAGGAUGAUGAGGAUAGUGAUGAGGAUAGUGAUGAAGACGAGGACAAUGAAAAGGAGAAGGAGGGCAAGGAGGAUGAGGAUGAAGAUAACAAUGAGGAAAAGGAGGAGGAGAAGAAGAAAGUGUCGGAGAAAAUGAAGGGGAAGGGGAAAAAGGAGAAAGAGAAUGAAAACGAAAAAAAGAAAGAAAAAGGCUUUCAAAAUCUUUUGUCAAAUCAAGAGAAUGAUCUUGACACAGUGAUAAAUGAGACAAUGUUCAAACAAACUAAACUAUUAAGCAUGCCUCUAAAGGAAGUUGACAUGCACACAAACUCCAAGAACAAGCGAGAAAAUGUGAAGUGGCAUAAGGAUGAGAACAAGAAUGAGGAGGAGGUUAAGGAAGGUGAGGAAAAUAUUGAGAAGAAGAAAGGAAAAGGAUAUGGUAUUAUGGUAUACAAAGUAUAA